This is a messenger RNA of Chinchilla lanigera (long-tailed chinchilla), 4062 nucleotides long. It is a transcript of the gene Slc33a1, whose product is annotated as solute carrier family 33 (acetyl-CoA transporter), member 1. The transcript has 6 exons. The record is from RefSeq and is a predicted model, not a curated record. Gene Ontology annotation, cellular component: membrane. Gene Ontology annotation, molecular function: acetyl-CoA transmembrane transporter activity. The coding region runs from base 747 to 2399 and encodes 550 amino acids. Lineage: Eukaryota; Metazoa; Chordata; Mammalia; Rodentia; Chinchillidae.
UUUAUUAUUGCGCCGCCAGCGCAACCCGCGGUCACGUGACAGCGUCCGCCCAAUGACCGAGGCCCACGCCUGCCAGACCAGCACCGGCUCUCAGAGCCGGAGCUCGCUCUGCGCCCCGCCCCCGCCGCACGGUGCGCCCGAGCUAAACCUCCUCCGAGGUCCAGGCCCCGUGGAUUAAGGGUUCCCACUAAGCGUUGUUUCCCAGCUGGGCCACGAUAGAGUGUCCUGAUUGGCUUUUUUAGGAGGCACGGUAGGGACCAAUUUGAGACAGGGACCACUUCCUGAAGCGCGAGGCAGGAAGUUAUCUGGUACUUCUGGAGUGCGGUGGAGAAAGUGCUGUCUGCCGCAUUGGUGGCGGCGAGAGCCGGAGGUGGGUUGGGAGAAAGGCCUUUUGGUCGCCCUCCUUCGGUUCCCCCCAGUUAGAAGCAGAUUUUCUUCGCAGCACCACGGCCCCCUUGUCCCGUCCUGAGCCCGGCGCGGCUGCCCGGGAGCCUCGGUCGGGUUCCUUGAAGCCGCUCCCAGGGGCACCUACCCUGGCACCGCCUGGGCCACCAGCCGGGGGACUGGCUCCCUUCUCCAGCACUCUGGACGGCCGGCCGAAGUGCCCUUAUCGCUCCGCGCCCUGUCCCCUCUCCUCGAACCACCGAGACCCUGGUCCAGAGCGGCUGCCUUGGACUUGGGACUAGAACAGAUCCAAAACGCUCAGCCUGGGCCCGCCACAGACGGGCCUCUGCCUCGUCUCUGAUAUGUCGCCCACCGUCUCCCACAAGGACAGCAGUCGCCAGCGGCGGCCCGGGACUUUCAACCAUUCCCUGGAUAUGAAGACCGGCCCCCUGCCGCCGGGCAGCUGGGACGACAGUCAGUCCGACCCGGUGGGCGGGGAAGAGGACAGGGAAGCGCUUCUGAAGGAUGCUGACAUCGGUGACUUCUUGAGAGCCCCGCGGAGCUGUCGAGCGGAAAUAAGCAGCAUUUUGCUACUGCUCUUUCUUUACGUGCUUCAGGGCAUCCCCUUAGGCCUGGCCGGGAGCAUCCCACUCAUUUUGCAGAGCAAAAACGUCAGCUAUACAGAUCAAGCAUUCUUCAGUUUUGUGUUUUGGCCCUUUAGUCUCAAAUUGCUGUGGGCGCCGUUGGUUGAUGCAGUUUAUUUCAAGAGCUUCGGUCGCCGCAAAUCUUGGCUUGUCCCUACACAGUAUAUACUAGGACUCUUCAUGAUCUUUUUAUCCACUCAAGUGGAUCAUUUCCUCGGGAAUACCGAUGGCAGAACACCAGAUGUGUUUUCUCUCACUGUGACAUUCUUUUUAUUUGAAUUCCUGGCCGCCACUCAGGACAUCGCUGUGGAUGGCUGGGCUUUGACGAUGUUGUCCCGCGAAAACGUGGGUUAUGCUUCCACUUGCAAUUCGGUGGGCCAAACAGCAGGCUACUUUUUGGGCAAUGUUUUGUUUUUGGCUCUUGAAUCUCCCGACUUUUGUAACAAAUACUUGCGGUUUCAACCUCAACCUAAGGGAAUUGUUACUCUUUCAGAUUUUCUUUUUUUCUGGGGAACUGUAUUUUUAAUAACAACAACUUUAGUUGCCCUUCUGAAAAAAGAAAACAAAGAAGUAUCAGUGGUAAAAGAAGAAACACAGGGGAUCACAGAUACUUACAAGCUGCUUUUUGCAAUUAUAAAAAUGCCAGCAGUACUGACAUUUUGCCUUCUGAUUCUAACCUCAAAGGUUGGUUUUUCAGCAGCAGACGCAGUAACAGGACUGAAAUUGGUAGAAGAGGGAGUGCCUAAAGAACAUUUAGCAUUACUGGCAGUUCCAAUGGUUCCUUUGCAGAUAAUAUUGCCUCUGAUUAUCAGCAAAUAUACUGCCGGUCCCCAGCCACUAAACAUAUUUUACAAAGCCAUGCCCUACAGAUUAUUAUUUGGAUUAGAAUAUGCUCUGCUAGUUUGGUGGACUCCUAAAGUAGAGCAUCAAGGAGGAUUCCCUAUAUAUUACUAUAUUGUAGUGCUGCUGAGUUAUGCCUUACAUCAGGUUACAUUGUACAGCAUGUAUGUUUCUAUAAUGGCUUUCAAUGCAAAGGUUAGUGAUCCACUCAUUGGAGGAACAUAUAUGACUCUUUUAAAUACUGUGUCCAACCUGGGAGGAAACUGGCCAUCUACAGUUGCUCUUUGGCUGGUGGAUCCCCUCACAGUGAAAGAGUGUGUAGGGGCCUCCAACCAGAACUGUCGAACUCCUGAUGCUGUUGAGCUUUGCAAAAAACUUGGUGGCUCAUGUGUUACAGCGCUGGAUGGUUAUUAUGUGGAAUCCAUUAUUUGUGUGUUUAUUGGAUUUUGUUGGUGGUUCUUUCUUGGACCGAAACUUAAAAAGUUACAAGACGAAGGACCAUCUUCAUGGAAGUGCAAAAGGAGCAAUUAAUGCAUAGACUGUUGAAUGUUCUAGAAGGUAAUUAUAGUUUGGUUUUAAUUCAGAGAACUGUGAUAAUCAGCACACAGGAAUAUCAAAUAUUAUUUUAAGCAAGGAAAUUACUAAUAUAAAAUGCCAAAUGGUUGAAAAAUAGAAACUUUUCAGUAUGUUUGUUCAUAUUUUUCCUUUGCCUUGUCAAUGUAUUUAAAGUUUACUUAAGGUCAGGAAAUUUGUUCUCAAACAACUUUUCUAGCCUUGUUAUUUGGUUUGUCUUUUUAAUUUACUGACCAAAGCAUGUUUUGAGCUGCAGUGUCGUAGUCAAGGGUGAUAACUGUAUAGUCAAGUAUUGUUACCAGUGCCUAUCAUUGAACUGUAUUUAAAUUUUGGCACAGUAUAUUAAAUAGAAGAGAGCUUGAUAUUCAAGAGCUAACUACAGCUAAUCUGAUCUUGUUGGCCGUUAAAAAUUUUCUUUUGAAUUGUAAAUUUGUUAAAUUUCAUGUGGAACUGCUGCAAAUAGAUUGUAGACUACCGAAACAUCAUUUAGUUGAUUUCUGACCAUAACCAUAUUGCACAAAUGAGUCUGUGUGAAAAAGACUAUUUUAAAUGUAUUCCUGCUUUUGUAAGCAUUAAAGAUUUAUAAGAAGAUAAUUUAAACUAUUUUUUAUAAAAUGAAAGCUACAAUUUUUUUAAUUUAUUGAUUUCCCCUACCCUGCCCCCCUUUUGGAAGAUAUUUUGAUUCUUUGUUGACUUUUACCCUAACAGUUGUGUACGUUUUUGUCACAAGUGCUUCAUGACGCAGAGACAGCCAAGAAGGGGAUCAAACUUAGUGUUGUAUGUAUGUUCAUGGCAAAGUUUUGAAAAUAAAAAUUGAAUGUCAUUCUUCAAGUACUUUUUUUAAUUACUAAGAAAAAUAUUACAGUUUUCCAAUUAAAUAAAUUGAAACAAGUAAUAUAAUUAAUAAAAAUAUUUUAAAGAGAUGGAGAGACAUUUUGUGCCUUUGACAAAUUAAGUCAUGUAGUAGAACAUCUUAAUUAAGCACUUUAUUAGUAAAAAUGAUCUCAUAUACUUUAUGCCAAAUCAAGUACUGUGCUUUAUCUUGUCUAUUUAAAAGCAACCUUCUGUUGGUAAACUGUGGUUUCCAAUGGCAAAUUGCUAUUCCAGGAGUGUAAGGUUUUGAGCAGAUUGGCAAUUUUCAACAUUUUACACCCAGUAUGAUAAAGUUCUUUGCAUAUUUUGUGUUAAGUAUUACUCUGACUCUUUAGAAAUUAUAUAAAUCCUUUAAAAGUUAGGGAAAAAAGAUUCAUUUGUGAGUUCUAGUUCAUGUUAUCUUUGUGGGAAAAUACAUACUAACUCCUGAUUUUAUUAAUUUAAUAAUGUAGGUUGAAUUUUAGAGCAGGGCUUUUAUAAAUAAUGGAGAAUAAGCAGGGUGGGAGAAAAGGGCACACAGCGUCUGAAGGAAGACGGGGCAGUGGCCCCUACAGCUCAUGCAUUACCGCUGGGAAACCUAUGUUGGGUAUGGAAGUCAGACUGUGAAGAAUCCUCAGGAAAAAUACUCAUCCUAGAGGCAAGGAGGCAGCACCAAACCACAGACUACAGUCCGUUGUCACGUGAUUUUCCACUCUCAUGUAUUAUAAUCAAAAUAUUUACUUGAAUAAAGAGAAACUCACUUAACUCA